AUGGAAGUAAUUUCAGAGCUAUUGGCUAGUGUUAUACUCUUGGUGACAAGGGUUUUCACUAUGAUUAAGCUGGUAUGUUUGUUUCCUAUCAGAACUGGAUUAAUUGUGAUUAACACUUGGACAGAGUUGUUUAGGAAUGCAAUAAUCUUCAAUGUGAACAUAGUAUUGAGAUUUAUCUCAUGGAUGUUUGGGCUUUUUGUUUUACCUGCAAGAGUUGUGAGUUCCAUUGAAAGGGAGAGGCAGCUUGAACGAAAACUACGUCGAAUGCAGACUGAGGUGGAGAAUCUCGAGUGGAAACAGAAGAAACUUCAAGAACGGUUCCAACUGGCGGUCAAGGAAUGCAAAAUGAUGGAGAUGUUACUGGCAGAGCUUGAAGAAGAACAUGAUUUGACGAUUGCCAAAAUUGAAAACUUAGAGGGAAAGUUGAGGGAUCAAAUAAAUGAAAAUCGUCGGCUCAAAGAAACGCAAGGAAAAGGAUACUGGAACUCGAAAAAUCAAAACAUUGACAAUGAUAGAAAGGUUGAUGCUAGCAUUUCUCCUCCUACCCUACCACGGAAGUCCAGUUAUAGUGAAAGUGAAGUUUCUCUUCAGGAACUUCUCAUGCGCAAAGAUAUUUGGAAAGACGAGAGCAAAGCUAGAACCGAGCUGCUGAAACUCCUGAAAACGGGACAAAAAUCUGCGCCUGCUAAACCAGAACAAGUCUCAAAGGAUGCAGUAGUAGAAAUGAGUGAAGUAGUUGAUCAUCAUCGAGAAGUUGCCAUUUCACGAUCAAUUUUCAGCGCGAUUUUGUCACUGAUAGUUGGAGUGACUGUUUGGGAAGCUGAUGAUCCUUGCAUGCCUCUAGUUAUAGCUCUCUUUGCUGUAGUAGGCAUGUCUUUGGUGAGUGUGGCGCAGUUUUUCUUCAGUAUUAGAAAUAAACCUGCUUCUGAUGCUGUUGCUCUUUUAAGCUUCAAUUGGUUCAUUCUUGGUACUUUAACCUACCCUACACUACCAAGGGUGGCACCAAUGUUGUUUGGUCUACUAUCCUUAGUUUGA
Molecule: messenger RNA, 1035 nt
Organism: Vicia faba (fava bean)
Lineage: Eukaryota; Viridiplantae; Streptophyta; Magnoliopsida; Fabales; Fabaceae
Source: the annotation of a GenBank genome assembly